GUCGCGGUGAAUGUGAGUACGUUUAGGGGUUUUUAGCACUACGAAACGUUGCGCUAGGGUUCCAUUAUACGAUUGAUCUGAAUCUCACAUUCAUCGAUCGAUAUUGAAUUUUUUUUUUUUUUUUUGAACAUAGGGGAAUUUGAGGAUAGAGGAUUUAGUUUUCUUAGUUGGAGUCGAACUCCCGAUUAACUGCGCUCAAGCACUGAAGACUUACGAACGAACCAUUGGGUCCGAAAGGUUGGAUUAUCUAUAUUGAAUCUUAUUUAGGUGGAACUUUUAAUUUCAGUUUUGUUCAUAUCUAAUUUGAAUUUAAGUUUCCAUCGGUAGAACUUUCAAUUUUGUUUUUUUUUUUUUAAUGUUUUUGAUCUGAGACAAGGUUGAUAGUAUGGCGAAACGACUGAAGAUUUCUGAUGAAAAGGAGAAGAUGAUAGUAUCUAAGAUGGGUUGGGGAGAUCUAGGUAGUGACCUGCUACGAAAAAUUUACAGAUUGCUAACUCCGGAAGAAUUACUACCCAUGACUUCAGUUUGUCAAUGGUGGAGAUCGUUGUGUAUGGAUACUUUGUUUUGGAAGAAUCAGGAGUCGCUUAAAUUAAGCAACUUGAAGCUUUUCCUUGGCGAACAAGCCAAUUCUGAAAAGUUGCUUCAGGGACUGCAACUCGUGGUGGAUGCGAAUGCAGCACAACUCCACCAACAAUGUGCUAAGAAGAUCAAAUUUCCUUACAAUUAUAAUUUCUAUUAUGAGCAUCUGAAUUUUCUUGCUGAGAGGUUACCAAAGGUCAAAAAGGUUAAAAUCUGUUGUCCGGUUUACACAAGAACAACUGAUGUUACUGAUGUUACAGAGGCGAUCCAAAAGUGGGAGGAUCUUGAACACCUGUUAGUGGGACCAUUUCAUAAUAGUAUAAUACGAAAUUUCAUUCCAGCAAUUGGCAGAAGUUGCAAGAAUUUGAGUGUGUUAUGCUUAGAAGAUUUUAUGGGCGCGUCCCAUUAUCGAUUCAAACUGGAUGACGAUAAUUCUUUACUGAUAGCAAAGAAUCUUCGUCGGCUCAGGGUUCUUAAAUUGCAAGGUGCAUUGAUUUUCAAACCUGGUCUUCAAACCUUCUUGCGUGAGUGCGAGCUGCUUGUAAAGCUCUGUUUCACAAGAUGUCUCAGAGUGAUAGAUGAUUUGGAACCUUCUUUCCGAUGUUUUAAGCUAACAAUAUCACUGAAGGUUGAAAAGGUCGUAGCAGAUGACUGCACUGGGUGGUCUAUUGAUUCUGGGGAGAAGAUGGAUACUCCAGAAGAAGUGAUGAAUCACAUAUGGAGUAUGAAACAUUAUGACUUGGUAAUUGAGUUAAGGAAAGUUCUACCUAAACGCAAUGGUUAUGCCAUGGUGGAGUUUGCGUCACUAUUGUAAGGUUCAUACCAUGAUAUCUUGAUUUCUUUUUUUACUGAAGUACAUGAUCAUUCUAUUCACAAUUUAUUCUUGUUAAGUAAUUAUCGUGAUUUUGUCUUAUUUUCCAUAGUUUGAUCUAGCAAAUUUUAAUGAAAAAUGGAAGCUUUU
Molecule: messenger RNA, 1540 nt
Organism: Rubroshorea leprosula
Lineage: Eukaryota; Viridiplantae; Streptophyta; Magnoliopsida; Malvales; Dipterocarpaceae
Source: the annotation of a GenBank genome assembly